Plasmodium vinckei vinckei is the source of this 717-nucleotide messenger RNA. RefSeq names its product conserved Plasmodium protein, unknown function. The transcript has a single exon. NCBI's taxonomy places the organism in Eukaryota, Apicomplexa, Aconoidasida, Haemosporida, Plasmodiidae. The record is from RefSeq and is a predicted model, not a curated record. Bases 1 to 717 code for a protein of 238 amino acids.
AUGACGAAAGCUUGGAUAGUAUAUUGGCUAUCUUUUUGUUUGUUUUAUUUUGAAGUUGUAAGAGGAAAGAAUAUUGCAACAAAAUGGGAUAAUUUAAAAAAUUUAAAUACUGGAAAUAAUGGGCAAAUACAAAUUGAUACUUUAAUAAAUAAAGGUAUGAGGGAUAACAAUUUAGAUAAAAGAACAAAAAAAAGUCGUAUGAAUAAAAAUAGUAACAAAUUACGUAAUACUAAAAAAAGUAACAUAAAAAAAAAUGGCAUAAGUAGGCAUCAAUCGUCAAAUAAUCAUACAUUUUUAAGUCUAAAAACUAAAGUUAAAACUGAUAAUGAUGAUAAUGAAAGUAAUGAAGAAACAAUAGAAUUAUCCACUGAUAAUGAAGUUAAUAAUAUAAUGCACAAUCAAAUGAAUGUAUUAAGAGAUAUAACAGAAAAAAUUAAAGAAGACAAAACUGUUAAAAAUAUUGGGCAAAUUAAUAUAAUAGAUAUUCCAACUAUUGCCCAGGAAGAACGAAAAAUAGACGAUUUUUAUGAAUAUGAAAAUAAAACUAUUCAAAAUAUUAGAAAAAACAAAGAAAAUAUUUAUAAAAUGAUAAAUAAUGAUUUAGAUAUUUUAUUAAAACCAGCUCAAAAGGAAUAUAUGAAGGUAGCAAAAGGUAUCAAGGACAAUUUACUGCAUGAAUACGAAGAAAUACUUCAAGAAGAAUUGUUAGAAGAAUGA